Molecule: messenger RNA, 1311 nt
Organism: Apus apus (common swift)
Lineage: Eukaryota; Metazoa; Chordata; Aves; Apodiformes; Apodidae
Gene: ENPP7
Product: ectonucleotide pyrophosphatase/phosphodiesterase 7
Exons: 5
Coding region: 1-1311 (436 amino acids)
Source: RefSeq, a predicted model, not a curated record
AUGUUCACUUCCCUGGCACUGGUAUUUGCACUCCUCUCUUUAGCAAGAUGCAUCCCCAUGCAGCAGGUAUCUGCCCGCAGCAAAGUUCUCCUGGUGUCCUUUGAUGGCUUCCGGUGGAACUACGACCAGGACGUGGACACCCCCAACCUGGAUGCUAUGGCUGCUGAGGGGGUGAAGGCACGGCACAUGACUCCUGCCUUCGUCACCCUCACCAGCCCCUGCCACUUCACGCUGCUGACCGGGCGAUACCUGGAGAACCACGGGGUGAUUCACAACAUGUGGUUCGACACCAAGACAGGGGUGAAGCUGCCCUACUACACCACGCAAGGCGUGAACAGCUGGUGGGACAACGGCAGCCUGCCCAUCUGGAUCACCGCCCAGAGACAGGGUUUAAAGACAGGCUCGAUCCACUUCCCUGGAGGAAAAGCAAAAUACCAAGGGGAAGAAGUGAACAUGAAGCUGGUGGAGCCCCCCAUAUUCAACUACAGCAAUGAAACCAACUGGAGACAGAACAUUGACACUGUCAUGAAAUGGUUCACGGUGAACAACCUUGACUUCAUCGCCCUCUACUUUGGGGAGCCAGACUCAGCAGGACACAAGUUCGGCCCUGAAUCCAUACAGAGGAAAAACAUGAUCAAGCAGGUGGACAGAACUGUCGGUUACUUGAGGCAGCGGAUCCAGGACAGUGGCUUGGAAUCAAACCUCAACCUCAUAAUCACGUCUGACCAUGGCAUGGAGACCGUCAUAAAGACCAAUGAGAUUCACAUCAAGGCAGUAGAGAACUUCACAUUCAAAGACAUACAGUUUGAACUCUUAGAUUAUGGACCAAAUGGCCUCCUGUUGCCAAAAGAAGGAAAACUAGAGCAUGUGUAUUCAGUCCUGAAAAACGCCCACCCAAAAUUACACGUGUACAAGAAAGCAGACUUCCCAAAGAGAUUCCACUAUGCCAACCAUUCCCGGAUCACCCCGCUCAUGCUGUACAGCGAUCCAGGAUACGUCAUCCACGGGAGAUACAAGGUCCAGUUCAAUAAGGGGGAACACGGCUUUGACAACGAGGCCACGAAUAUGAAAACCAUCUUCCGCGCCGUGGGGCCGGCCUUCAAGCAGGGGCUGGUGGUCGAACCCUUUGAAAGCGUCAAUGUCUACGCCCUGCUCUGCGAGCUGCUGGGCAUCAUCCCCGAGCCCCACGACGGCUCCCUGGAGGUCAUGAAGCCCAUGCUGCGUUCCAGCGCUCCUCUCCCUCCCGCCAAGAAGCUGCCGGUGAUGCUGGGAAUUGCUCUGCUUCUGGGAUGCUGGGGAGGAAUAUACUAA